AUGAGAGUGGGUAAGCCCGAUGAACCCUGUGCCACCCGGACUCCUCUGGGUUGGUGCCUCCAUGGAAGAGUACCUAAUGCUUACCUACCUAAUUCUGCUGCACGUCACACUUCAUUGUUUGUCUCCAGUGACGUCAUAGAAUCUGAAUGUACUUUGCGAGAGAUCCACGAGGAGGUGCGAAGAUCGUUCUCAAUCGAGUCCAUGGGCGUGUCUGGCAAACCAAGACAGAACUCAGAAGAUUUACGCGCUGUUGAAAUUUUAGAACGAACCUCCACUCUCGUCAAUGAUCAAUGGCAUGUUGGCUUACCUUGGCGGGAUGAGACUUGUACGAUGCCGGACUCGUACCUAACAGCUCUCCGUAGACUAAAAGGAGUCGAACAAAAAUUAAAAAAUAACAAAGAAUAUGCAAAAAGAUACGAAGAACGAAUACGACAUUUAUUUGAAAAUGAUUUCGCAAAAAAACUGAUCAGCUCAAAUGUUACACCGCUGAAAACUUGGUAUUUACCUCAUUUUGGUGUCGAUAACCCGAACAAAAAGAAACUGCGCUUAGUGUUUGACGCCGCGGCCAAAACAAACGGUUUGUCCCUGAAUGAUUACUUAUUGAAAGGGCCCGACCUACUAAUGUCAUUAUUCGGCAUCAUGUUGCGAUUUAGAGAAAAUCGUAUAGCUGUUUCUGGAGAUAUUAAAGAUAUGUUUCUCAAAGUGAAGAUUCGACCAGAAGACCAGGAUGCCUUCCGUUUUUUAUAUAGAGAAGAACCGGAGGGAAAUAUAAACACUUACGUUAUGACGUCAUUAAUUUUUGGUGCUAAUUGUUCGCCAUUUAUAGCUCAGUUUGUAAAAAAUAAAAACGCUCAGCGGUAUGAGUCAUCAAUGCCCGCUGCUGCUUCCGCUAUAUAUAGAAGUCACUAUAUGGACGAUUAUAUAGAUAGUCUACCUAACGAGGAGGCCGCAAUACAAUUAAUUCACAACAUUAUGUUUAUUCACAAGCAAGGCGGGUUCCAGAUGCGGAAUUGGACGAGUAAUAGUAAAAAAAUACUCGCGAGCCUACCUAAAGAUUUAUUGGGCGAAGCAGCUGUUAAAUUUAAUACAGGUCAACUGUAUGAAGGCGAACGCACGCUUGGAUUGAUUUGGCAUCCAAAUGAUGAUACUCUCAGAUUCGACGUGUCUUUCAAGCGGAUACCCGAAACUAUUAUAAACGGAACUCAAAAGCCAACCAAGAGAGAAAUGUUACGCGUGAUUAUGUCCAUUUUUGACGUUUAUGGCAUUCUAGCACCGUUCACCAUAAAUGGAAAAAUUAUGCUACAAGAAAUUUGGAAAUCUAAAAUAAGCUGGGAUGAUUACAUAACCGAAACGGUAUUCCAGAAAUGGUUGAAAUGGAUUUAUCUUCUGGAAUCAUUAAAAGACCUGAGUUUGCCGAGGUACUAUCCGGCUGCUACCAUACGAGUGAAUGAGACGAAUAAUGAAACCCUUCCGCUGUCAUACUCACACAGCACGAUUUCUAGGACUACGGCUACGAAUAAUGCUACGAGCGUAGCACACGCCGAAUCCGCUACGAAUACUGCAUCGCACAGCUACAAUAAUAAUUGUGGAGACGAUUGCAGUGGAGUUUUAACUCGAACUGGCUAUAGAAACUUACAGAUGCAUAUAUUUUGUGAUGCGUCUAACAAAGCAUACUGCGCCGUCGCGUACUGGAGAUGGAUUGACGACGAGUUUAACAUACGCGUAGCAUUCAUUGCGAGCAAAUCUCGAGUUGCAGGAAACAAACCUAUUACCAUCCCACGUUUGGAACUUCAAGCCGCCGUCUUAGCGGCAAGACUAGUGGACUCAGUCACUAGAGAACAUAUUAUAAAGCCUGAGCAACGAAUAUUUUGGAGCGACUCGACGACAGUGCUGCAAUGGAUAAGAAAUGAUGCUCGCGACUAUAAAGUUUAUAAACAAAUGCAAGAAGCUUACCUUUGA
Messenger RNA from Bombyx mori (domestic silkworm), 1959 nucleotides. RefSeq lists its product as uncharacterized. NCBI's taxonomy places the organism in Eukaryota, Metazoa, Arthropoda, Insecta, Lepidoptera, Bombycidae. The transcript has a single exon. The record is from RefSeq and is a predicted model, not a curated record. The coding region runs from base 1 to 1959 and encodes 652 amino acids.